AUGGCAACCUUUGCCAAGUCCACAUUCAACGCCGCAUCUUAUGCAUCAUUCCGGCCGACAUACCCCAGGUCACUCUAUGAUUUUAUCUAUACGUAUCAUGCACAAUCAAAGCGUGCGGGGUGGGAAAAGGUCGUGGAUCUUGGUUGUGGGACUGGCCAAGCUACACUUGAAGUGGCCGAUCGAUUCAAAAAAGCGAUAGGAUGUGAUCCAUCAGAGGGUAUGGUUGAAAACGCCCGGUUGGCCGCCGAGCGGUCAGGUCGAGCACGCAAACCAGAGUUUGUUGUCUCCCCAGCCGAGAAGCUUUCGUUUCUGGAAGAUAGUUCAGCUGACAUGAUCAUUGCUGGUGCGCUUUUCGAUGUCAUGUCAUCCGGUAUAUUGCAGUUGGCUAAGUAUAGAAUUCAUUCGUUAGCCCAAGCUGCCCAUUGGUUCGACUACAAAACUCUGUUUCCAGAGUUGGCUCGCGUUCUCAAGCCUGGAGGGACGGUUGCGAUUUGGAAUUAUGCCGAGCUGCGGUUUGGGGGACGUCCGGCUUUGGAUCCUUUGAUCCAUGAUUAUUCUCACGGAGAAAAGAGCCUAGGUCCGCAUUGGCAGCAGCCAGGUAACUAUAUGCGCUCUAUCUUGCGGGUGCUUGACUCAACGGUACUCAGGUCGCUCGAUUCUAGAAGGCUAUCUUCAAAAGAUCCCCCUUCCAACUUCUUCGCCUUGGGAUCCCUCUUCAUCCGUAGGAUCUACUACGUGGGGGAUCACGAGCCCGAUCUUCAGGGAGAAAAACUCCCGAUAAUUUUGAAGAAAUACUUAACAUGGGAUGCGUUCAAGUCCUACCUUCGUACAUGGUCAUCGCUACACGAUUAUCUUGUCAAACAUCCGAACGACAAGGACUCAGAGGGGAGGGAUAUCGUCGAUCGGUUGGUUAAGGAGGUGUACGAAAAAGGAGAAAGUCUACCAGACGCGGAUACCAAAGCGUGGAAAGAUGGUUUAUUGCAGAAUGGCCGCUUGCUUUAUUAUUACUAA
Messenger RNA from Rhizoctonia solani, 1011 nucleotides. Its product is annotated as methyltransferase domain protein. NCBI's taxonomy places the organism in Eukaryota, Fungi, Basidiomycota, Agaricomycetes, Cantharellales, Ceratobasidiaceae. The transcript is spliced from 2 exons. Bases 1 to 1011 code for a protein of 336 amino acids. The record is from RefSeq and is a predicted model, not a curated record.